Molecule: messenger RNA, 2596 nt
Organism: Heterotrigona itama
Lineage: Eukaryota; Metazoa; Arthropoda; Insecta; Hymenoptera; Apidae
Source: the annotation of a GenBank genome assembly
AUGGCGGAACGUAGGAAAAGCAGGAAGCGCAAAGAUGUAAGCAUCGCAUAUGGGUGCAAUUAUCGCAAUAUUAUUCGACAGUACAUGUGAAUUAUGGUGUUUAUUUGGUGACUGAAAUUAUAAUAUUUGAUUUUAUGUUAGAUUCAUUUUGUUUUACCAGUUCAAAGCACAUGUCAGUAUGAAUAAGUAUUGCAACCUAGUCCAACGGUGACGUAGCAAACAACUAAUUUUCACAUUGUUCAAAAUUCAUGAAUUAAUUUUAAUUAUAUAAUUAAUUUACCAUCUAGUAAAUUACUUUCUUUCGGUUUUCAUGGAAAUUUAUUAUUUAUCCUAAAUGGUUUCUUCAUAUAGAAAUUUGACGGUUAUUUUAAUUGUAUAUAAUUCCGGUAAAUUUCGGUUACCAUCUGUACCGCCUAAACUUUGAAUGUUUUGUUUCUUUUGUAUGACGUAAAGAAUUACAAUUGAAUUCAACGUUUCAUAUAAUUUUCAAUGUGUAAUAAAGAAAAGAAUAAAUAUCAAGUUUUAUAAUUUAUAUGUAAUAAUGAAACAUUCACAAAAUAUUAUGAAAAUGAUUAAGAAUUAAUCUUUUGUAGCAGGAAAUAUCAAACAUAGAUAAUGAAGUCGUUCAAGAAAAGCCAUCUAAGGAAGAAUAUGCAGUAGCUAAAUGGAUUCGUAACAAUGUACCCUCAAAAAAAACAAAAUUUGACAGAAAUCACAAUGUCGAAUAUUUUACUGGCAGUCGUGCAGUGGAUGCUUUAUUGGAAAAUUCACCAUGGAGUAAAACUAGAUUUGAAACACGUGAACAGGUUACAGAAUUCCUUGAUUUGAUGUUAAGACAUAAAUUCUUCCAUCGAGCAAAAAAGGUGGUGAUUUCCGAAGAAGAACUAUGUAAAAUACGUGGAAUAAAAAAAAAAGUUAAAGAAAUAAAAAAGGAUAAGAAAUCUAUUGAAAAAGAAAAGGAAGAAGUUAAAGAAAAUAAAGAUGCAACAGGUGAAAAUGAAGAUAAAGCUGAAGAAAAGAAGAAAAAACCAAAAGUACGUUUGGAAAUGCAUAUGGAACAGUAUUUUGUUGACUGCAACGAUGCUUAUGUCUGGAUAUAUGAGCCAAUUCCCAUAUACUACUGGUUCUUUGGAACACUUGUAGUUUUAGGUGCAAUUGGUGUUUGUCUCUUCCCAUUGUGGCCAUUAACAAUCCGUCAUGGUGUAUAUUAUAUAAGUGUUGCAGCUGCUGGAUUCCUUGUAUUUAUUUUGGCAUUAGCAAUCAUUAGACUAAUUGUAUUUUGCCUUCUGUGGGUUCCAACACUUGGUAGAUGUCAUCUUUGGCUUUUGCCCAAUUUAACUGCAGAUGUUGGAUUCUUUGCUUCAUUUUGGCCACUUUAUCAAUACGAAUAUUAUGGUUCUACGUCUGAAAGUGACAAAAAAGUUAGUAAAAAGAAGAAAAAGAAAGAAAAAGACUCUGAUUCUGAAGAAACGCCAUCAACACAAUUAGAAGAGAAACCUAGUAUUAAAGAAUUAUCUAAGAAACAUACUCAAAUCGAAGAAAUUUCCCCUAGUGAAGAAAACAAGCUCCCUUCAUCUGAAUUGAUAGAGGGAGAAGAGGGUAGCGAAGGUUCAGAAAGUGAAAAAUCUAAUACAGGUCGAGAUUUUGUGAUGGUUUAGAACAGGAAUUGGCAAUAAAUAGUUUUGUUUAUCUUUAAUAUCACAUUAAUCAAUCAAUGAUCGAAUCUUGUCAAUUCUGAUUAAAUCUUAUACAAAUUCGUAACAUAACUAUUUAUUAACUGAAAACUUUUGGAUGACGUAAAACAUGUUUAUUUUGUGAAAAAAAUCUGAUUUUGAACGUUGUCAAAAGCAAAAAUGAAGAUGCAGUAUAUAAAAAGAAGUAUGAUACAUAAAUUUAGUAAGCUUAAUCCAUUUAUUGUUUACGCUAAUGUGUAUCUUUGCAUUUUUUGCAUUUAGUAUAUUACAACCAACUGAACAAGGGAAAUUGCAUCUGUAUCUUACGUAAAAGAAAUUUUUGUGAAUUGUAAUGUAAGAAUACCAAUCUUGAGAUUCCAGUUAAAUAUGUAUUUUUAUUUAAAUUAUUAUUAAUCAACAUUUAUUUAUAUGUGUUUACAGUUUUACUUACAAGAAUUAUUUCACAAAAAUGUAUAACUACAUUAAUGCAGGUGCCUGAGGUUUGCCCAAAUCGAUUAAAAAUUGUUUGUGAUAUUUUAUAUCGUAAAACAGUAAAAAUGAAUAUUGAAUUUCAAUAAUACAAUUUUCUCAGGUCCCAAAACUGUACAGUGCUUGAUAAAUAGAAUCUCCAAGGACAAGACUAUAAAAUUCUUUUAAUCAACUGUUACUCUAUCAGCGAAUUUGUUUUUAGCAGAGCCAAGACUUGAUCUUUCACAUUUCAUACAAAUUGUAAUUUAUAUUUUUAUGUAAAAAUUCCAAUGAUAAUAAUUAUUGCUAUUAUUAUUAUAACUAUUAUUAUUAUAUUACUAUUGCGAAAUAAUCAUCUUGAUCAUUGUAGAUGCGUGAAUCGUGACUGUAGCUGUGUAUAUAUAUAUGUACAUAUAUGUAUAUGUAUAUAUACGUGUAUAUAUAUAUAUGUAUAU